AGAGUGAAUCAAGUAAACCUCACAAAUAUGGUGGACAAGUAAAUCUUUGCAGACGAAAAUAGUAAAAUAAUUUCGAAAUGUCGAGAGGAAAAGCAAUUGUUGUGAGGAUACAGAGCCCUGAAUCUGGUACAAAAAGAAUAGAUACUAAAGGCAAUGAAAGCAUUGCUGAAUUUCUAAACAAGGUUCAGAAGACCUUUGAACUUGGAGAUAUAGGCUGGACAGUUUACAAAACAAGAGAGAAAAAAGAUGCACUAAGAAAUUCCAGGGCAAAAACACUUGACUCAUACAAAAUAAAGCAUGGAGACAUGUUGUUUCUGUUCUCCCAGUCAACUCAUUCUGGGGCUGGUGAGCGACCAGGAAGCAGUGACAGUGUUGCCAUGGAUACAACUCCAUUUAAAGACACAGUGGUAGAAGAUGAAGUUGAUCAGCUUCUCUACAAGGAAGAUGGAAAAAUCUACAGGAAAAAAGAUGAGCAGUUAUGCCAUCAUGGUCCCUCAGGAAAAUGUUUACAUUGUGUUCCUUUAGAGCCAUUUGAUGAAACAUUCUUACAAACAUGUGAUCCCCCAAUAAAAUAUUUGUCAUUUCAUUCAUAUCUGAGAAAGCUGACAAGUGGAGUAGACAAAGGAAAGUUUGCAAACUUGGAGAAUGUGUCGUGUAAAAUAAAGGAAGGUUGUAAAGAGCAUCCACCAUGGCCAGGUGGUAUUUGUACCAAAUGUCAACCCACAGCUUUAACUUUAAACAGACAGCGGUAUCGCCAUGUUGACUAUAUCAUGUUUGAAAAUCCUAACAUCUGUAAUCAGUUCUUGAAUUACUGGCGUAAUACUGGGAACCAGAGGUUGGGUAUAAUGUAUGGCAGGUACGAGCCUCACAAGGACAUACCUCUAAGUAUUAAGGCUACAGUGGCUGCUAUAUAUGAACCUCCACAGAUCAACAGUAAGAACAAGAUAGAGUUGUUAGAGGAUCCUCAGGAGGAAGCAAUUCAUAGACUGACACAGAGGCUCGGUCUUGUCGCAGUCGGCUGGAUAUUUACAGAUCUUGUGGCAGAUGAUCUCACGACAGGAACAGUGAAAAACUUCAGAGGAAAUGUGGAUUCCCAUUUUUUGAGUGCUGAGGAAUGUAUAAUGGCAGCACAGUUUCAGAAUAAAUAUCCCAAUCCAUGUAAAUAUUCUAACGAUGGACAUUUUGGAUCAAAGUUUGUCACAGUAAUUGUUACAGGUGACCAGAGUGGUCAGAUACAUUUUGAAGGUUAUCAGGUGUCAAAUGUUUGUAUGGCGCUGGUGAGGGAUGAUUGUCUCAUACCAACUAAAGAUGCUCCAGAACUUGGUUACAUCAAGGAGUCAACAAAUGAACAGUAUGUUCCAGAUGUUUUCUACAAGGACAAAGAUGAGUAUGGGAAUGAGGUUACUCAGCUUGCACGACCCUUACCUGUGGAAUACCUCCUGGUUGACAUGGGGGCAGCAUUCCCGGUCGAGCCUCAGUUUACAUUUAAAACGUCAGACAAACCAUUCCCAAAGGAAAACAGAAACGCCACUGGCGAAGUUCAGGAUUUUAAUGCAUUGACCCAUUACAUGCAUCAGUUUACACCGGACAAAUUUUUUGAAGCUGUCACUGACUUUCAUCUCUUGUUGUAUCUCUCCACUACAGACAUGCUGCCUCUUAAAGAGAGGAUAUCCACGUUGCUUGAAGCUGUUAAAUCAGGAGAUGAGAGUAUUGCCCAUCAUUUCAAGAAGUCAGAAGAAUGGGCCACUGUAGAGGAGAUGAUGGCUGCUCAUGGCACUUCAUCACCGACGUUGACACGGGAGGGCUCGUACGUAGGUCCAGGAGCAUCACCACUGCCACCUAUUGGAUCCUCUGGAGGUCUGUGGACCUGUGCUCACUGCACCUUCCAUAACAAAUCUGAGAACCAGAACUGUGAAAUGUGUUCUCUGCCAAGACAGUAAAACUGUCUGGAAAAUAUAUUUAUUUAAAUAAAUCUAUUAUAAUACCCUUGGCCCUUUGUAUUGAAGGGCCGAUAGUGCUGUAAAGGGAUCACCUUGUCCCUUCACCUUUAAAUAUUACCAGAGGAAAACUGGAACUGUGAUUUAUACCUGUGUGAUGCAAAAUACGUCUGUGCCAAGUUCAAAACGGCGUCAGUAGAAAAAUUGGUUACAAUUUCUCUUUAAUAUUUGAGCCGUGCCAUGGGAAAACCAACAUAGUGGGUGUGUGACCAGCAUGGAUCCAGACCAGCCUGCGCAUCCGCGCAGUCUGGUCAGGCUCCAUGCUGUUCACCUUUAAAGCCUAUUGGAAUUGGAGAAACUGUUAGCGAACAGCAUGGAUCCUGACCAGACUGCGCGGAUGCGCAGGCUGGUCUGGAUCCAUGCUGGUCGCACACCCACUAUGUUGGUUUUCCCAUGGCGCAGCUCAUUUAUUGUUUGGCUUGCACUCAGUCAGUCCGUAAGUAAAAUAAGGUCAUUGGAACUACAUCUGCAGUGUAUCUAUAUUUCUUGGUCCGUUCGGGUCAUGGAAUCCAUCCAAUGUUUCUGUAUAACAGAGUUUCUGCUUAAGGCAUUGCUGGGGGGUGUGGGUGGGGACGUGAGGGGUGUUGCUCAUUUCAUGUCCUCUCGUAAACAGACUCGUCAAAUUGAGACUGCUAUCAUUUUGCUUUGUUGCAUUCUAUUCUUUCAAAGGAUUUUUUCCUAAAGUUUCAUUACAUUAUGAACCAAGACUUUGAAAUACUAGGUUAUUAUGCAGGAUAGGAAAUCACUUUGUUCGUACAUGAUAAACAGAAAUUGAUUGAAUUUCACAUGAAGCUUCAUUAUUGUCAUAAUGAAUCUCUUAAAAAAAAAUGCUGUUGAAGCAGAUACUUUGUUAUGAAUACCUCAACUGAUUUACAGUUCCCAUGUAGCUUUCAGUGAGGGAUGCAGCAAUAUGUUAUCAUAUUUGAGAACAUGGCCUUUGAGGUUUUAAUUUGGAAAACUAAUACUGUUUAAUACAUUGUUUCUAUUGAAAUGAUUGAUUCAAGAAAAUUUUCUUGAACUUUCACUUCCUGUUACCUUGUGUUCAUAGCAUAUUUCACAUAUGUUUGAAAUUUACAUGAAAGUCUAGUAUUUAUACACUCUAAGGAUUCACUCAAAAUGUUGCUGCUGAUUUGUGUACUAUCAACACCGACAUUUUAACAGUCUGUUUUCAGAUGAAUUCACUUGAAUCAUUUCACUUGUAUAAAUCAGUAGAAAUUUUGCUUUCUUUAAUAUAUCCCAGCUUGACAAUGUGUAACAAUUUGUUGACUUGAUUUUACUACAUCUACUUGCACUUGGUUUCCUAGUCGAUAUUUUAGUAAUAGAAUAUAGAUCUUUAUGCUAGAUAUGAAUGAAGGCGCCAAGAUUUAACUUUAAGUAUCAGUGAAACAUGUAACUUGGAAAGUGCUAAUAUACAGAUAUAAGUUAAAAAGUGAACUAUUUGCUAGCUCUUAUAUAACAGCAAGUUGUCAACUUAUGCAUGUACAUUGUACAGGUAUGGUAUAUUGAAUAAAAUUUUGGCAAUUUUGAA
This is a messenger RNA of Mercenaria mercenaria, 3525 nucleotides long. RefSeq names its product nuclear protein localization protein 4 homolog. NCBI's taxonomy places the organism in Eukaryota, Metazoa, Mollusca, Bivalvia, Venerida, Veneridae. The record is from RefSeq and is a predicted model, not a curated record. The transcript is spliced from 15 exons. Gene Ontology annotation, molecular function: ubiquitin binding; ubiquitin protein ligase binding. The coding region runs from base 78 to 1940 and encodes 620 amino acids. Gene Ontology annotation, biological process: ubiquitin-dependent protein catabolic process. Gene Ontology annotation, cellular component: nucleus.